CCUCCCGGUUUUGAUCGGCGGCAGGAGGAGGAUGGCACUGCGCCGGACGGGCUCUGUCUGUCUGUCUGUCCUCGGCGGUCCAUUAAGAUUUUAAUUAGCCUGAUAACGCGCCGUUUGACAUUUACGACGGUCCCGGCGUGGGGGAGCGACCAUAAACGCACCGCUCCGAUUAUGGAAAAGGAGUGCAGGUUUGAAGUCCUGUGAUCACAUCGGCACCAGGGCCAGCCAGGCGGCCAGUCAGCCGACAGCCAGGCCCACCGACACCAACAGGGAGACCCUCCUACCGCGCCCCAACCGCUGCACCCGUCCCUCUCCACCCUCAACAUGUCCAUCCCCAGCGGCAGCCCAGAAAGAGAGGGCUCUGGUGGGACCCCCCCUCAGCUCGAGUGCCCUUCUUCCCCUCCCAGCAUGGACGCAGACCCCUCGUCCACGGGCAGCCCGGUUCUCAGCCCGGAUUCUUCUUCCCACGAUGCAGUGCUGUCGGCACCGGCAGCCUCCCCAGCGGACUCUGAGAACCUGAGUCCUGAUGAGCUGGAGCUGCUGGCCAAACUGGAGGAGCAGAACAGGCUGCUGGAAGCCGAUUCCAAGUCCAUGCGGUCGAUGAGCGGCUCCCGACGCAACAGCGGUUCCUCGCUGGUGUCCAGCUCCUCGGCCUCCUCGAACCUGUCGCACCUGGAGGAAGACACCUGGAUCUUAUGGGGACGCAUAGUCAACGAGUGGGAGGAGUGGAGACGCAAGAAGGACAAACUCCUGAAGGAGUUGAUCAGGAAGGGCAUCCCUCAUCAUUUCCGGGCCAUCGUCUGGCAGCUGCUGGGCAACGCCACCGACAUGCCGGUGAAGAACCAGUACUCGGAGCUGCUAAAGAUGUCGUCCCCCUGCGAGAAGCUCAUCCGCCGAGACAUCGCCCGCACCUACCCCGAGCACGAGUUCUUCAAAGGCCAGGACAGUCUGGGGCAAGAAGUCCUCUUCAACGUCAUGAAGGCGUACUCUCUGGUGGAUCGAGAAGUGGGCUACUGCCAAGGCAGCGCGUUCAUCGUUGGCUUGCUUCUGAUGCAGAUGCCAGAGGAGGAGGCGUUUUGCGUUUUCGUGCGUCUGAUGCAGGAGUACCGUCUGAGGGAGCUGUUCAAACCCAGCAUGGCAGAGCUCGGUCUCUGCAUCUACCAGUUCGAAUAUCUGCUACAGGAGCAGCUUCCAGAGCUGAACGUCCAUUUCCGCUCCCAGAGUUUCCACACGUCCAUGUACGCCUCGUCCUGGUUCCUCACCCUUUUUCUCACCUUCCUCCCUCUGCCUGUUGCCACGCGCAUCUUUGAUAUUUUCAUGUAUGAGGGCCUAGAGAUUAUCUUCCGUGUGGGUUUGGCCAUCCUGCAGUACAACCAGACUGACCUCAUUCAGCUGGACAUGGAGGGCAUGUCGCAGCAUUUCCAGAAGGUGAUCCCCCACCAGUUUGACAGCUGUCCGGACAAGCUGAUCCUCAGGGCCUACCAGGUCAAAUACAACCCCAAGAGGAUGAAGAAACUGGAGAAAGAAUACACCACAAUCAAGAACAAAGAAAUGGAGGAACAGAUUGAGAUUAAGAGGUUACGCACAGAAAACAGGCUGCUGAAGCAGAGGAUCGAGACGCUGGAGAAGGAGAGUGCUGCUCUGGCAGACAGACUGAUACAGGGUCAGGUGACGAGGGCGCAGGAGGCCGAGGAGAACUACGUGAUCAAGCGGGAGCUGGCGGUGGUGAGGCAGCAGUGCAACACGGCCAGCGAGAGCCUGGAGAAAGCCCAGGACACCAUCAGAGAGCUGCAGCAGCAGAAGUACACGGAGCAGUUUGUGAGCAACCUGCAGACCCAGCUGGAGCAGUCGAGGCUGCGCGAGGCCGAGUUGCUCGGAGCGCUGAAGGAAAUGCAAGACAAAGUGUUAGACCUGGAGAAGAGGAGCAGCUGCCUGCCGGAUGAGAACAACGUGGCGGCCCUGCAGGAGGAGGUGAAGCAGAUGAAGCUGAGGGAGCUGGAGACACUGCGCUCCUUCAGAGAGAUGCAGGACACCGUCACUGAGCUGAACCAGCGCUGGCAGCAUCACAUGUCCCGCGGCAGCAGCACCGGCGGCGGCGGCGGACACUGGAAGGAAUCCCCGAAGAAGAACGCCAUGAACGAGCUGCAGGACAAACUGAUGACAGUGAGACUGAGGGAGGCUCAGGGUCAGGCUGAGCUCCGAGAGGUCAAACUCAAAGCCCUGCAGCUGGAGAGCCAGAACCAGAUCCACAGCAAACUGAUCGGUCGCCACGAGCAGGAACGAUCCGCCCUGCAGGACCGGCUACAGAUGGUGGCCAAUCAGAACAAAGCUCUGCAGGCCCAGCUCAACGAGAUGAAAAGGAAGCAGGCCGAGUUCGACUGCAAGAGUAAGGAGGAGGUGAUGGCAGUGCGGCUGAGGGAAGCCGACAGUAUGGCUGCCAUGGCUGAACUCAGGCAGAAGAUCGCUGAGCUGGAGAUACAGAAGGAGGAAGGGCUGAUCCAGGGCCAGCUGAACCACUCAGACUCCAGACAAUACAUCAACCAGCUGCGGGACCAGAUCACUGAGCUCAAGAACGAGAUCAGGCUGCUGCGAGGGCAUAGGGCGGCCCCCAGCUCCAGGGUCACCAGUGGUGGAGGAAGUACCAACUACCAGGAUCUGUGCCUGGCCAGCCCUGCCUCCGCUGAGGGCGACUACCUCAGCUCAGAUGAGGACCUCCUCCCCAGCCCACUGCCCGCCACCGCCCUCUACCCCACCCUGUCCGGCCCGUGUCACCCGUCCGCCCGCCUCGACAGCGAAGGCAGCACGGACAGCGAGGCGGAGGAGCGAGUUCAGACGCAUCCGGACCCACAGCAGCUAUAUGGCAGCAUGGUGUGUGCCGAGGCGCUGGAUAACUGAGACCUGGAGGAGGGUGCAGUGAUUUCUUUGGAUUUCUUUGACCUAUAGAGACACUGGAGCUCUGCAGGACAAACUGCUACAAUAAACUGGGAUUGUACUGUCCAUCCCAGUCCUCCUCCUCCUCCUCCUCAUCCUCCUCCUCCUCCUCAGCUUUUCCGGUGUUUACCUUUUACUUGAUGCAGACAUAGUGGCAUUGAUUGGACCUCUUCUGAUCAUCACUACCUGUUGUCUCUGCUCCCGUUACCGUCUCCUACCACCUUGUUGCCCACAGUGUCCGAUCCUGUGUUCCCCCGACAGAGAGGUAAUGUAAAGCCUCUCUCCUUGUUCCCAACGUGUAAUUGCGCCAGAAACUGUCCGUCGAAACGCAUAUCCAUCCAAACACGACACACACACACGACAUGCAUACACACAAAACACACUGAAAAACUGGACCAGCGCGACCGCUGCUGCUCGAGAUCUACCACUGGACCUGAAUCUGUGACUGUGGCGAGGAGUGAACGAUGGGUAGACAGACAGGAAAAUAACUCCGCCCUCUCCCUGUAAACUGAAUAAUAGACACUUGACACACUGUAUACUCUGUCUGCCCUUAUAUUACUCUCCUUCCUGAUUGGUUCAGAAUUAAAUCCGUUGUAAUCCCCUUC
Messenger RNA from Stegastes partitus (bicolor damselfish), 3536 nucleotides. RefSeq names its product ecotropic viral integration site 5 like (gene evi5l). The transcript has 20 exons. Bases 325 to 2895 code for a protein of 856 amino acids. Lineage: Eukaryota; Metazoa; Chordata; Actinopteri; Pomacentridae. Gene Ontology annotation, molecular function: GTPase activator activity; small GTPase binding. The record is from RefSeq and is a predicted model, not a curated record. Gene Ontology annotation, biological process: regulation of GTPase activity.